UUUAUGCUUAUCAACCCCUAAGCCACGAACGACAACUCUCCUCACAAGUUCACAACCCUAUCCCUGCUGGUUGGUUCAUGCUUGUUUCUCGGCCCGGCCAUGGCUCUUAGUCUUUCUCCUCCGCUGCAUAGCUUGGCUUUCCUCCAUCAGACUCCACAGCCUGCUCUCGCACUCCACCGAGCUCCCUCUUCGAAGACCAGAUUCCCGGCUAUUCGACUCCAGGCGAAGCCUAAUGAUCAUAGAGCUCGCAAAACAUCCUGGGAUUCCAAAACUCAGAAAGACCGAGUGCCUAAUCGCCCUCGUGCUACGACCUCCGAGACUACUCCAUCUGAAGGGACAGUGACAAAGGACAGAAAGCAGAACACCUAUGCAGAAGCAUACGCGAUUGCUAAACACAUACCGAUGUCUGCUAAUAAAGUGAGAAGGGUAAUCGAUCAGAUUCGUGGACGGUCAUACGAGGAAUCACUUAUGAUACUGGAGCUCAUGCCUUACCGAGCAUGUGAACCCGUUCUUAAAUUGGUUUAUUCUGCAGCAGCAAACGCCACUAACAACAUGGGUUUGGAUGAAGGAAGUUUAAUAGUUAGUAAAGCUGAAGUUAACGAGGGUGUUACUAGGAAAAAAGUUAGACCUCAAGCUCGGGGAAGAGCUUAUCAGAUAAGAAGGCGCAGUUGUCAUAUCACUGUUGUGGUGAAAGAUACAAGCUUGUAAUAACAAAAAGAUAUGCUUGCAACUUUUGAUACCAGUUCAAUCUGAGAGACAGGUCCAGCUUGUAAUGAAAUGUCAAAAGGCAUAGCAACAUUUAUAACUCCUUCGACCUUGGAUGCAAUGUUGCUCACUCCUAUGAUGACUAUUCAAUUAUCGAUUCAUUGUUAACUUUUUCCAGCA
Messenger RNA from Juglans microcarpa x Juglans regia, 885 nucleotides. RefSeq names its product 50S ribosomal protein L22, chloroplastic-like. Gene Ontology annotation, molecular function: structural constituent of ribosome. Lineage: Eukaryota; Viridiplantae; Streptophyta; Magnoliopsida; Fagales; Juglandaceae. Gene Ontology annotation, cellular component: ribosome; large ribosomal subunit. Gene Ontology annotation, biological process: ribosome assembly; translation. The record is from RefSeq and is a predicted model, not a curated record. Bases 100 to 708 code for a protein of 202 amino acids. The transcript is spliced from 2 exons.